UGACACCCGGGGUCGAGCUGUCGAUGGCGUCAAAGAGUUCUAUGAGAAGGGAGACAACUCCAAGACCAUACGAUGGACAACAAGCAGAGCUGGAUGACGCGACUAGUUACAUUAAUUAAUGUUACACGCUUUUUCUUGCAUGAAGGUCAGGUGUUACUAACAGCCAACCGCUUUAUCAACGCUCGCGUGAUGCAAACUGCUAUGCAGUAUAUCUGAUCCUACUCUGCCAAAAAAAAAACAAAAAAACAAGACAGUGUCGUUCAUCUACAUAAAUGGGAUAGGCAGGCUCAUACAUGAUGCAUGAGCCUUGGUUCAGAUAUGCUAAACCCAGGUCUACUUGCUUUCCCUGAAGCUGUAGCCGUCAGUGCAUCUUCAUUGUCGCCAUCAUCUGGCAUCUCCAACUCCUUCCCAUCACUGAUACUUCACUCACUCCCAUCAUCAAACUUGACUGGACUUCCAUCAGCAUCAGUUUUUCAGGGAAAUAGCUUUUCGUGUCCUCAGCAAUCCACCCAAACAAGAGAGGCAAAUCUGACUACAGCUUCUUUGGCACCCAUUAUAUCUCCAUGUUCUUUGUCUUCAAAAGCACAAAAUUCAACACCUCUUUGCAGUUUUGAUGUGCUAUCCUUAAAUCCAGCUGCAGACAGUCACCCAAAUAAGAAUGGUGGUCAAGAUGAGAAACCGAAACUACAAAGCUAUGGCCUGCAAAGGGGACUAGAGUGGAAAAUAGUGGGAGUUACGUCUUUGUCAGAAAGCUUCCCAAAGGGAAUGCUGAUCCAGUCUGCAGCAGCAACACAUAAUAACCAGCAGCAGGAAUCUCCUGAUGUCCAGCAAAUGCCCGAGAGAUCCACUUCUUCAAGGACUGGUCCUGGUGCAGUCUCGCCUAAAGGCAAUGAACAGUGGACUAUUGUAGGGGUGACAUCGCUAGAUCAGGCAGUUGGUUUUACAGGCACACUGCCACUAAUUUCAUCCCCAACCACACUAGUCAGUCAGACAUCAGCAAAGACACCAGCAGAGCUACCAACGCAGGAAAUAUACGACACUAACAGUGUUGGAGGUGGUGGUGUUGAUGCUGGUGUGCCAUUAUUGCCGGGUGACCCAUCAGCACUCUGUUGCCAGUGGAAGAUUGCAGGCAUCACUACUUUACCUGUGCCUACUGUGAUUACUGCUCCACAGGCGAACCUUCCCAACUCUGCAGUGCCGCAGCUAGUGGAAGACAGCCCUGGCUCAAAAGCAAGCCCAUAUCGUGUGGAGGAGGGUCCAAAAUGGAAGGUAGUUGGCAUGACUUCAAUUAGUUCAGAGAAACUGGGGGAUGCUCCAGGCAAGUCCUGUGCCUUUAGUCACCAUGGCAGCAGCAGGACCUCUAGUAUCGGUUCCAGCUGCACCAGCUUCAGCUGUUGGAGAAGGUGCCUGGAAGGUGGUAGGGGUUGUGCCGUUGCCUCAGACAGCUUGUGCUCCUAACAGUCAGCUUGCAAGUCAGUCCUCAGGCGUUGUCAGUUGCGAUCCGAGUUGUGCACCAUGCAGCACCCUCACCAGCCGAAAGAUUCUGCCCACGACAGACAUGCCAAAAGAAGUCAAAGCUUUGCCCCACCCUUUGUCUUUCCUUAAAAACUGUUCCAAUCAUUUCCGCAAUGCAGUCUUGAAGAAGAACACCGUGUCAACUAUGCUUGAGUUGAAAAGAGCUUAUGAAAAGCGAUGUAGGUUAGGAAAUAAAACAAAUCCAUUGUUUUGUCAAGAAUCUUCAAGUCAAGCUGCGAACAGUCAAAGGUGCAAAGGGCAGUGCAUAACGGACAGUUUUGUCAGUGCUGAUGACAGAACAGUGCUGUCAGAAUUGUACCAUUCACAGAUGUUGGACCAGUCUCAAUCUACAAACCAUUCAGAAUCAAGGGAGCCCACAGGAAGUUAUUCAGAGAUGACAAAACAGAGUCCGGUGUCGGAAAACCAAAUGCCAAAAAGUAAUGAAGAAAGAGGAUCAUUGUUAGGAUCAAGUAAACAUGCCAGACAAGAACAGGCUUCUUCAGAUGAUGCGGAGAUGUUGUAUGAUCAAUGGCGAGUAUUUAAGUCCGAAGGUAAUGAACUGGUAAUGGCUGCAAAUGGUGAAGGAGAUGGAGUGCACUUAGCUGCAGUUGAUCCCUGGGGUGUUUGUACUGAUGAGGACCUGGAUGAAAUUGCAGAAAUGAUGGCAGAAAGAGCAGACAAAACACCGCCAUCCUCAUCACGAAAACGUAAAUUAUCUACUCCUCGUAAAAUGGUGCAGUGAUUGCAGGCAGAGAAUGGGUACCAGUGCAUGAACAUGUCUGAGUGCAUUUAUGUUAUGAACAUGGCUGCCUAGCAGAUGCACAAUACAUAUGUAAGUAUUCAGAUGCAUUACAUUUUUAUAGCUUUAUUUUGAAUGAAUGCAACAAAGAUUUGAAAGAGAUUCUAUGUGCAGAGCUCAAAUUGUGCUAGUUUUGCAUACUUUCAUAUUCAUUUCUGAAACAUGGAUGACUCUUGGAUAUAGGCUGAAACACAUGGAUGACUUGGAUAUACUAUCAAGAAGUUUUUGAUGCUUCAGGCUGGAUUUCUAUAAAGGAAUGCCAACAAAAAUGUGAACUGAAUGAUGUGAAACCUGAAGGGCAGCUGCAGUGCAGGCUUGUGAUAUUUGCAGUGGAAAAUUUUCCAGAUCCAUGCUGGUCAUGAAUCUGGAAAGGGACUCCGUGCAGCUUUAAAUUGUGUUCCAUGUUCUCCAAGAACAUUUAGAAAUGACUGACACUUAUCCGAUUGUAAACUACAUUAAAAAAAAAUAAAAAUAAUUGAAAUAGUUGUGGAGCAUGAGAAGGGCCUUUCAAUCUUCAAAACUGAAUUUGCAUGAAUGUGAAAAACGCAAACCCAGACAGACUUGGCAAUGCAAUGAGAGCAAUAUACUGCAGUCCCUUUAGUUUAUAAAUAUUCCUAUGAGAAUAUUAGGUUGAAAAAGUCCCUCUAGGAUACACCAUGUUUUCCAGUGAGGUCAGUUAAAAUUGUGCUGGUAUUGUAUACAAAUGUUUACUUGUAAAGCUGAAUGUGUAAAUGUGUUUACAUGUAAAUCUGAAUGUGUAACAGUUGCUGAGUUGAGGGAGGGAUAGGGGAAGGCCCUAGCAUACCUGUGCACCAUCAGCUGCAAAUGCAUUGAUGUCAAAUCUGUGAUUGUAACAAGCAGUACUGUCCAACGUGAUUUUGUGAAGAUCUGUGCCAAAAUAGUGAGCUUAAGACAUUGAAGACACAACACUCAAAGGUGGUACCUGCCCCGCGUAUGAAUAUGCAUAUAUAUAUAUGGAGUGUUGUUUUGUCGACAGAUUCUGUUGCAAGACAGCUAAGCAUUGUUGGUGGAUUAAUAAACCAGGCAAGUGGAUUUGCUGUGGUCUGUAUAUCAUUUCUGUAAUGCGCUCUUAACAAAUCAUUGGAGGAGCACUAUAUAAAUGUUUAUUAUUUCUGUUCAUGCUAAGUAUCUUUCACCUAUGCAUUUUAUUGCGCUAGAUCACAAGCGAAUUGUCAUAUGGCACAGGAUAUAAAAUUAUUGCUCGUACCCUGCUCCACAUUUUAAUAAAAUCAAAACAAGUUAAAA
This is a messenger RNA of Pomacea canaliculata, 3580 nucleotides long. RefSeq lists its product as uncharacterized. The record is from RefSeq and is a predicted model, not a curated record. The transcript has 2 exons. Lineage: Eukaryota; Metazoa; Mollusca; Gastropoda; Architaenioglossa; Ampullariidae. Bases 301 to 1458 code for a protein of 385 amino acids.